AAGAAGUGGAUAGAAGUAUGAGAAAAAUGUAAGGACAGAGAAUUUUGUGGAUAGAAACGGUAUUAACUGCUUAUGCAGUUCUCUGCCUGCAACUCUCACAUUGCAAACUUCAUGAUGGCUAUUUCCUCAGUGAAAUGCAAACCAUUGCUUCCACUUUCUCCUUUGCCAAAACCAUCCAUUUCAUGUUUUUCUUGCAAACCAAUUUCCCUUACCUCUCCAAUUCCUCCUCCUCUCUAUCAGAGAGGACAUGUUGCUGUCUCCGUUGCCUACAAUCCCCAAGGAAACUUCGACCUCUCCUUGUUUGAUGAUGAUGAUGAACAAAAAGUUGCACCUUCUCUGCCCCCAACUGAAGGCCGAUUUGAAGUUGUUAUUGACAAUGAUAUUAUUACUCGUCUUGACUUGUCCCCUUUUCAAGCUGCAACAGGCAUGAAGUCUCCUUUAUCUGUUGAACCAAAAGAGUUUCUUGAGCGCUCAAUUGGCUUCACCAUCAACUAUAAAAGAGAAGAUCCUCAUGAUCCUAGAGAAUUGUCAGAGUAUCCUGAUAUUAGGGUAUGGUUUGUGAGACUUGAUGCUACCUAUCCAUGGUUGCCAGUUUUGUUGGAUUGGAGAGCUGGAGAACUGGCUCGGUAUGCUGCAAUGAUGGUUCCACACCAGAUGAAUUUGAAAAUGGGAAUUGUUUUCAACCCGGAGGCGUUGGAACUGUUCGUCAUGAAGAAAGUCUUCAUCGUGUAUUCCUGGUUGAAGCAUCACAACAUUCCCAAGCCUAAAUUGAUAGCAAAUGAUAUGGCCAGAAUGCUUGGAUUUAGAAUUGGAGAUGAACUAUAUGACUUUGUUGAUAAGCAUCCGCUUGAUCUAUCGUAAAGGGGUGCCUAAACAGACAGUACUAUAAAUCAGUAACCCGAGAAUGAGAAUAACAAUUUUCUUGUUUCUGGUUUGAUUCAGUAUAUGAUGUAGUGUAAGCAUUUUAACAGUAAGUAGACAUGCAAAGGAGCAGUGACAUUGGUA
Molecule: messenger RNA, 1005 nt
Organism: Vigna umbellata (rice bean)
Lineage: Eukaryota; Viridiplantae; Streptophyta; Magnoliopsida; Fabales; Fabaceae
Gene: CRR6
Product: chlororespiratory reduction 6
Biological process (GO): NAD(P)H dehydrogenase complex assembly
Cellular component (GO): chloroplast
Source: RefSeq, a predicted model, not a curated record